Molecule: messenger RNA, 1623 nt
Organism: Huiozyma naganishii CBS 8797
Lineage: Eukaryota; Fungi; Ascomycota; Saccharomycetes; Saccharomycetales; Saccharomycetaceae
Exons: 1
Coding region: 1-1623 (540 amino acids)
Biological process (GO): proteolysis
Molecular function (GO): aspartic-type endopeptidase activity
Source: RefSeq, a predicted model, not a curated record
AUGUUGCUUGAACAGCUGGUUGCGGGUUCGUUCUUGGGCGGUGCCGUGCUCGCAAGUAGCCAGGCGUCCCCCAAUAAGUAUGUCCAGAUGGGGUUCCAUAAGAGCCGGAGUUUCUCGAGCGGGGGGGACUCCCUUGCGAGGAGGGCCGACGAUUACUUGUCUGUGGAUGUAGAGAACCAGCAGCUGUACUACUCGGUAGAGUUGUAUGUGGGGACUCCGCCGCAGAAUGUCUCCGUGCUCAUUGACACUGGGUCCUCGGAUCUGUGGCUGACUUCCCCUGACAACCCAUACUGUAUUGGUUUUAAACAGCCCGGUAGUGCGAAAUUCGCCCUGGAGGAGAAGGAGGCUGCCAAUGCUACUGUGUUGACCGCUCAGAACGCCGAGGGUCCCACAAGGUCCAGUAAAGCGGCGAAGGCCACGGGGGGGCACUUGGACCAGUUCGAUUGUGCUCUGCUGGGGACUUUCAACAACAGUGAGUCCUCGUCCUUCAAGAGUAACAACACGGAUUUCUUGACGGGGUAUGCGGAUAACACUUUCGCUUCUGGGUUCUGGGGGACCGAUGUCGUCCGAAUCGGCGACGUCGAUGUCUCGGAUGUGUCCCUUGCCGUGGUCAACUUGACUAACUCGACAAGUCCAGUGUUGGGGAUAGGGAUGCCCGUGCUUGAAUCUUCCAACGCGGGGCGUCUUGCCGCGGAGACAAACUCAAGUUACGAGUACGAUAACUUCCCCGUGCAAUUGAAGAACAAAGGUGUCAUUGAGAAAAUCGCUUACUCUCUGUUCCUGAACGAUUCAGACGCCACAGAAGGGUCCGUGCUGUUCGGUGCUGUAGACCACUCGAAGUACGAAAAUGGCCUGUUCACAGUGCCCAUGGUCAACACUUACAAGGACCAAGGGGUCCAACACCCAAUUGAGUUCUACGUGACCAUGUACGGGCUGGGUUUCAAGAAGGAUGGGUUCUUGAACACAAUCACGACUACAAAUUUCCCCGUCCUUUUGGACUCAGGGAGUACAACUUCGUACCUACCAGACACCUUGGUCAGUAUGCUGGCAAGCGCACUGAACGCCACGUUUAGUGAGAAGAUCAACGGAUACACUUUGAAAUGCCCCUCGGAGGAGGACGCCACAUUUCUCUCUUUCGACCUGGGUGGAUUCCUUAUCGACGUGCCACUAAGUGACUUGGUCGCAAAACGCCACAAGAACCAGUGUGUACUGAUGGUUAAAGGUCAGGGAGAGGGGGAAGGUGGGUAUAUCUUGGGUGACACUUUCCUAUCGAGUGCAUACGUAGUGUACGACCUGGAAUCCUACGAGAUCUCAAUCGGCCAGGCCAGUACGGGGGACGCGGCGGAGGAUAUCGAGGUCAUCAAGAGUACCGUCCCAGGUGCAGUCAGGGCACCUUUCUACGACAGACCUUGGACCGGCGGUACUGUCAUUUCUAUGAGCGGUAACAUUUCCACGGGCCCAAUAAAUGGUUCAUACAACGGUAUGGGUGCCACAAAGCCCAGAAACAGCUCGUCAAGCACAACUCUGUCUGGGAACGUGAGGAAGAAUAUCGGUGUUGCCUCUGCAGGUAUGCCCUCCUUGGUAACUGCCAUUCUUGCCCUCAUCAUGUCCUUCCUGCUAUGA